GGUUCUUUCCACAUGUCUGCUGAUGUAACAAUAUGCCGGAUGCAAAGGGGAAACUCGGGCUUAUGCAUUGCUAAGGCAGUCCACAUUGGAUACACGAACCUUCAUGCUGUGUUAUAAGCUCUACAGCAUACGAUUCAACGUUGGAUAAUCAGCUAGGCAGGCAAAUAGUGUAAAAAUAGAUAAUGGGCGAGGAAAUGAACGAGAACAUGAUCAACACAAAUGGUGCUGCUAACAGCAUGGGGGAUGUGAAUCACACCGCAGAAAAGACAACAGAUAGCGAUGUGAAAUACUACACAUUGGAAGAAAUAAAAGCUCAUAAUAUGAGCAAGGACGUAUGGCUUAUCAUCCACGAUAAAGUGUAUAACAUCACCAGUUUCUUGGCGGAGCAUCCAGGAGGAGAGGAGGUUCUGGUGGAGCAGGCAGGUGCAGAUGCCACAGAGAGCUUUGAGGAUGUUGGUCACUCUACAGAUGCCAGAGAGUUGCUUAUCCAGUACUACAUUGGGGAGCUCCAUAUGGAUGACCGGAAGAAGGGCGGCACAAAGGAAGAAUUCAUUACAACAGGAGAUGGCUUGAGCUCGUGGACCACAUGGUUGAUACCUGCCAUAGCUGCAGUUGUUGUGGGUAUCAUGUAUCGAUACUACAUGCUGGAGCGCAAGUCUUCCUGAGCCCUGAAGCUGUCGUCGCUUCUCAUUCUUUCUGUCUGGAGGCCUUGACAUGUUUAACCAAACCCCCCUUGCAUUGAACGUACACAACUUUUCAGAGGUGCCUCCCACUCAACUCACACAGUGCCCUCACCUUGAAGGAAAGGGAGGGAAAGUAUAAAACAAUCCCCUUGCCCCUCUGCUUUCUUUUCUAGACCUCACCCAACAGGCUGUGGGGUGAGAUGCAUCUGGAAACUUUCUGCCCUCAGUCUCUCAAAAUUGUUUUCUAAUCUAUUCAUAUUGUUUACGCACUCUGCCUUUUGAUACUUAUUGUGUGGUGUCUUUUUAAGUUAGUUAUUCAUAUGCAAGUGAUCUCAACUGUAAUGUAUAUCUGCAAACUCUUGUCGCUAUCUGCUUUGUGGGACUUUUACAGUGAGCUCCAAAAGUAUUGGGACAGUGAUUUUUGUUGUUGUUUUGGCUCUACUCCAGCACUUUAGAUUUUAAAUGAUACAAUGAGUAUGUGGUUAAGGUGCAGACUGUCAGGGUAUUUUCAUCCAUAUCGGGUGAACUGUUUAGAAAUUAAAACACUUUUUGUACAAAGUAUUUGGUCCCAUAUUCAUAGCACGCAAUGACUACAUUAAGGUUGUGAUUCUACAAAUUUGUUGGAUGCAUUUGUUUGUUUUGGUUGUGUAUCAGAUUAUUUUGUACCCAAUAGGGAUGAAUGGUAUAUAGUGUAUUAUUGUGCAAUUUCGGAGUCACUUUUAUUGUAAAUAAGAAUAUAAUACGUUUCUAAACACUUCUACAUUAAUGUGAAUGCUACCAUGAUUACGGAUAAUUCUCAUUGAAUCGUGAAUGAGUGAGAAAUACAUAUUUUACACCCUAGACAUGCUAACCUCUCACCAUUAGAAUAACAGGAGGUUAGCAUUUUGGGGGGCGAUAUAUUUGUGCAUCUAACUUUCUCAUCAUUAUUCACAAUUAAUUCAGGAUUAUCCAUAGUCAUGAUAGCAUCCACAUUAAUGGAUGCUACCAUGGGCACAAAAUAAUCUGAAACACAACCAAAACAAACAGCAAAUGCAUCCAACACAUUUGUCCCAAUACUUUUAGUCCCCUAAAAUGGGGGGGAGACUAUGUAUAACAAAAGUUGACACUUUAACCUCAUAGUCCUUAGCAUUUCAAAAGAACAGAAAAAUUGGGACUUUGCUGUCCCAAAACUUUUAGAGCUCUCUGUAUUUCUCUCUGUUUGUUCAGACAUGUUUAGUGGCUAACCCCACCAUCUCUAUGCUAUAGGUCUAGGAAGUAUAAAUAUAUUUGUGUGUAGUAGAGCAUGGCAACCUAUGGGGUUAUGGGGUCAUAUCUAUAAGAAUGAAUGCUGUUUUCUUACACUGAGAAAUCUGAUUAGCAUGUUUUUUUAGUUUAGGUUAAGUUGCAUACUCCUCGUGAGUCUUAAUUCUCCUCAGACUGCUGCCCAGUAUUUCAUAUCUGGUGACUGAAUAACAUAGGAAAAGCUAUCUGUUUGCUUGAGAAUAGAUUGUCAUGCAAUUUGUCAUUUCAAACUUAAAAAUUAUCAUUGAUUUGAACCAAUGACUUGAUUGAACAGUAUGCCUCAUAGUUAAAGUACAUAAUUUAUGUUCAGCCAUUAAUUGCGUUGCAUGCAUGCAUCGAAUGAUUGAGCAGGCCUCGUUCUCGGAAUAUCUAUAUUUUGCCUUACAAAGGCUCCACGCCAUGUAUAUUCUCUUGAUGUGGUAUUGAUAAGUUAAAUUGAUAUUAUUUAAAAGUGAAAUGUACUUAUCCCCAACUCCCCCUUUUCUAGUUACUUUUAAGCAUUUAUUUUGGUGAUACUAUGCUUUAAAAAAACAUUAAGUAUGAGAUCAUUGGUGUGUGUUAUAUAUAUUAUAACCUGGAUUAAUUCUAUUGCAUUACACACAUUGUGCAGGAUAUAUUUUUGUCUCUUUCUAUGCACAUCCAUUAGCAAUUAAAAAAUACUGCCCUAUGUAGUGAGUGUUGUUGAAUUCUAAUGAUUGGACUAAAAUUGUACUCAUAAAAGGCAUAAAACACUUUUAUAUUCG
This is a messenger RNA of Oncorhynchus tshawytscha (Chinook salmon), 2707 nucleotides long. RefSeq names its product cytochrome b5. The transcript has 5 exons. Gene Ontology annotation, cellular component: intracellular membrane-bounded organelle; membrane. The record is from RefSeq and is a predicted model, not a curated record. Gene Ontology annotation, molecular function: heme binding. Bases 183 to 665 code for a protein of 160 amino acids. NCBI's taxonomy places the organism in Eukaryota, Metazoa, Chordata, Actinopteri, Salmoniformes, Salmonidae.